AUGUCCCCACUCUCUGCGGUCGGCGCCAGCGGUGGUGGUACCAUCGUCGCGCAAAAGUUGGUGGUUCCGUUUCAGUCUAAGUUGACCGUCGCGCUUUGCCGCGCGCUGGUGAAGUGUUCGAAACGAUUCGAGGUACAAAUACAAAGGCUGGGUUUAGAUUCGCUGCCGGAGACCGAGCUGACGCUUCUGCGGUAUCUCUGUCCGAGCUAUCUGAAGAGCUUGCAGUUUUCCUCGUCGUCUUUGACAACAAAUGAAGAAGGUGAAAGCGAAAAGUCGUUGUCGUCGUCUUCGACCGCACCGCUCGCGGGGCAAUCUUCGUCCGCGACGACUCGAGAAGAAGGAGAAGACGAGGACGAGGACGACGAGAAGAAACAUAAACCGGCGAGCCACUUACUCCGACGAGACAUUCUGAACGAGUUCCGGAAACCUUUGGUGGUAAAAAAAGGUGACGCGAAACGAGCGUUUGACAGACGGAUAGAUGCCGCGAUCGGCGUGCUCUCGACGCUGAACGAGAGAACGGCGUUGUUGGAAAAGACGCCGGCGAAAGCGAGAUCUACGUGCGUGACGAACGGCGUAAGGGUGACGGCGAGUUCGAGUUUAAUUCCCGAGCAGAGUUCUCCAAGAGAGCAACGGUUCGUGUACGCGUAUAACGUGAGAAUUGAGAACGAGUCUAUGACAGAACCGGUGCAGUUGAUUUCGCGACGGUUUGAAAUCACCGACGAGAACGGAGGGAAAGAAUUCGUCGACGGGCACGGGGUGAUUGGCAAGCAACCAGUUUUAGGCGUCGGAGAGAAAUUUGAAUACACGAGUGCCGUGCCGUUGAAGCACCUUAAAGGCCAGAUGACGGGCGGGUAUUUGAUGGCGUCGCAACAAACCGGGAAAGUAUUCGAGGCAAAGUUGGAAUCUUUCGCGUUGAAACCGCAAGAACCGAAGAAGGCGAGAGAGGAAGAAGCGGACGCGGAGACUUCGAAAGUAACGACGACGACUGGGAGAGGAAGAAGGAGUCGCGUCAUGUAA
Messenger RNA from Bathycoccus prasinos, 1017 nucleotides. Its product is annotated as ApaG. The record is from RefSeq and is a predicted model, not a curated record. The transcript has a single exon. Bases 1 to 1017 code for a protein of 338 amino acids. NCBI's taxonomy places the organism in Eukaryota, Viridiplantae, Chlorophyta, Mamiellophyceae, Mamiellales, Bathycoccaceae.